This is a messenger RNA of Esox lucius (northern pike), 1697 nucleotides long. RefSeq names its product splA/ryanodine receptor domain and SOCS box containing 3a (gene spsb3a). Gene Ontology annotation, cellular component: SCF ubiquitin ligase complex. The record is from RefSeq and is a predicted model, not a curated record. The transcript has 7 exons. Bases 244 to 1365 code for a protein of 373 amino acids. Gene Ontology annotation, molecular function: protein binding. Gene Ontology annotation, biological process: proteasome-mediated ubiquitin-dependent protein catabolic process. NCBI's taxonomy places the organism in Eukaryota, Metazoa, Chordata, Actinopteri, Esociformes, Esocidae.
CAAUGCAUUGUUUACGUCUGUUCUGAAAGUAGGUCAUGAGACGUGAUAGUGAGUCAAGGUAUCUUUCUUGACAAGCAUGUUCAUAAAGAAAUACGUACUUUGCAAAUAUUUGGUUAAGAUCCUAGCCUCUAAAGUCCUCUGACAUUUGUAUUUGCGAAGACAGAAGGCGUAUUUUUCAAGUGUGGAUCAGGAAACGUGACGACAAGCAAGCUGGUACAGUGCAGGUAUCCUGCAGUAACUGCCAUGUCAAGGCGGAGCAGGAACAGCCGUGCAUGGCGAUAUGUGUGGAGCGGUAUUCGGCGUGAUGCCGAUGCCCGGGCACUGGUUCUGGCCUCAGAGAGCCAAGAGUGGGGCUAUGAACGUUUACAGUACAGUGACUCAGACUCUGAGCCAGACUACCCGCCUGUGGUUCCCCCAGUCCCCAGCGCUGUACCCGUUACAGGAGAGUCGUACUGCGCCUGUGACACCCAAACUGAGCCCAGCUUCAACCCACGUCUCCGGGGCUUUCACCGUGUCAAAGACUGCCACUGUGGGGAAGAUGACCAGGACUUUGACUGGGUGUGGGAUGACAGUAACCGUUCCACGGCCACAUUGCUGAGCUGCGACAACCGCAAAGUCAACUUUCACACAGAGUACAGCUGUGGCACAGCGGCCAUCAGAGGCUCCAAGGAGCUCACAGAUGGACAGCACUUCUGGGAGAUUAAGAUGACAUCGCCAGUGUACGGGACAGAUAUGAUGGUGGGCAUUGGGACCUGUGAUGUAAACCUGGAUAAGUUCAGACAUACUUUCUGCAGCCUGCUUGGGAAAGAUGAUGACAGUUGGGGUCUCUCAUACACUGGUCUGUUGCAUCAUAAAGGAGACAAAGUAAACUUCUCCUCGCGGUUUGGCCAGGGUUCCAUAAUAGGAGUGCACCUGGACACCUGGCAUGGAACACUCACCUUCUUCAAGAACCGCAAGUGUAUAGGCGUGGCAGCUACAGAGCUACAAAACAAGCACUUCUACCCUAUGGCGUGUUCCACAGCUGCCAAGAGCAGCAUGAAGGUGAUUCGCUCCUGCUUCGCGCCCACCUCCCUGCAGUACCUGUGCUGUGCCCGCCUUCGCCAACUCCUCCCUGAGCGCCCAGACACCCUGAGCGCACUACCACUGCCGCCUGGCCUACGCCACCUGCUGCACAACAAGCUGGGCUGGGUCCUUAGCCUCAACAAUGGCCUCCUGGGGGCCAAGGACGGGGAGGGGGGCGCUUCAGGAUCUGACACACCUCCUACACCACCAUCAGCCGGGGCCAUGUCUUCAGAGAGCGAUGAUUCAGAAGGGUGUAUGUCUGAUCCUGAGGCAUGCCAGAGAAAGAGGUGUCGUUGGACGUGACGCAAUGAGAAUCUCAAAUCCUGAUCUAAACACACGGGCUGCGGUCUAAAUUACAUCCUAUUCCCUACAUGGUGCAUUACUUUUAACCUGGGUCCUACAGAUCGGAUCAAAAGUAGUGGACAACUUAGAGAAAAUGGUGCAAUUUGGAUGCAUUCAUGGAUUGGAUUUCUAACCCCUCCCUGAGACUCAGUCAAGUAAAACCCAUCCCACACACACACAAACAUGCCUGUAGGCCAUUUACUCAUAAUGGUUAAUGGACCUGGGGACAGCAUUGUCUGAACAUUAAAUGAAGAUCAAACAAAUGUUUAAUAAAGACUUUGGUAAAAACUCUA